Arachis stenosperma is the source of this 2487-nucleotide messenger RNA. Its product is annotated as pentatricopeptide repeat-containing protein At1g74900, mitochondrial-like. Gene Ontology annotation, molecular function: protein binding. Lineage: Eukaryota; Viridiplantae; Streptophyta; Magnoliopsida; Fabales; Fabaceae. The record is from RefSeq and is a predicted model, not a curated record.
GUCACUCUCACCUCUCUACCUUACUCACCGCACGGUUACCGCCGACCACAACGUCAGCCAACGACGGCGGCGGUCGUCAAACGUCACUCUCUUUGCCGACUCCUGUACGUCGUCCCUGCAUUGUCAGUGUCUGCUCACUCGGUUCAGACCAAAACAGUAAAAAAAAAAUGCUCACUCGGGCACUGCCCAAACCCCCUAAACCAAAAACCUCGUUCUGGCUUCCACCUCGAACAUUUUCAGCCUGCACCCACUGUCCAUCGCCACCCCAACCGGCAGCUGAAGAAGACGCCAAGGCUGUAGCCAAACUCGUCCUCCAAUCAGACCCCAAAACCCUCUCCGAAGCCCUAGCAAAGCCCACCUUCCAAUGGUCCCCGCACCUUGUCGACAGGGUUUUGAAGCUUCUGUGGAACCACGGGCCCAAAGCCCUCCAAUUCUUCAACGCCCUGUUCCGCCACCCGACCUAUGUCCACUCCCCUUCUUCGUUCGACCACGCUGUUGACAUGGCAGCACGCAUGCGCGACUAUCAGGCCGCGUGGGCCCUUGUGGUUCGCAUGCGCUCCCUCCGCAUUGGGCCCACUCCCAAGACCCUUGCCAUCCUAGCCGAGCGCUAUGCCUCCGCUGGAAAAGCCCACCGGGCUGUUAAUGUGUUCCUGUCCAUGCACCACCACGGCUGCCGCCAGGACCUUGCCUCUUUCAACACCAUCCUUGACAUUUUGUGCAAAUCAAGGCGCGUGGAGAUGGCUCAUAACCUCUUCAAGACAUUCAGGAGCAGGUUUAAUUGUGACAGUAUCACCUAUAACAUAAUCGCCAAUGGUUGGUGCUUGAUUAAGCGACCCCCUAUGGCGUUGCAGGUGUUUAAGGAGAUGGUUGAGAGAGGCAUCAUGCCAACGCUGGUGACAUAUAACAUAAUCUUGAAAGGGUAUUUUAUGACUCGUCAAUUGAAUGAAGCUUGGGAGUUUUUCUUGGAGAUGAAGAGGAGGAAGUGCGAGAUUGAUGUUGUUACAUACACUACUAUGAUUUAUGGGUUCGGGGUUGCGGGAGAGGUUAAGAAAUCAAAGAGGAUUUUCGAUGAAAUGGUUGGAGAGGGGGUUGUUCCAAAUGUUGCUACUUAUAAUGCUUUGGUGCAUGUUUUGUGCAAGAAGGAUAAUGUGGAGAAUGCUGUCUUGGUUUUUGAAGAGAUGGUGGUGAAGGGGUUUGUGCCAAAUUCAGUUUCUUACAAUGCUGUGAUAAGAGGGUUUUGUCAUGCUGGUGAGAUGGAGAGGGCAUUGCGGUUUAUGGCUAGAAUGGAGAAAGAGGGGUGUCAGCCAAAUUUUCAAACAUAUAAUGUGGUGAUUCGGUAUUUAUGUGAUGCUGGGGAUAUUGAGAAGGGUUUGGAGUUGUUUGAGAAGAUGGGGGAUGGGUCAUGCUUGCCGAAUCUAGACACAUACAAUGUUUUGAUUAGCGCAAUGUUUGUUAGAAAGAAAUCUGAGGAUUUGAUGGUGGCUGGAAAAUUAUUGUUAGAGAUGAUCAAUAGAGGGUUUUUACCCCGGAAGUUUACUUUUAAUCGUGUGUUAAAUGGGCUUGUCCUAACCGGCAAUCAAGAUUUUGCAAGGGAGAUUUUAAGUAUGCAGAGCAGGUGUGGUCGUCUUCCUCGUCAGUUGAAAUUGUGAGGCCCUUAAUGUUAGACUUGAGUUUGGAGAAACAUUGAACUCAAAAUUUGGGCAAUGUAUUUGAUGAUCAUGCCAUAGAGAGCCUUCAUCCACACAAGGUUCAUUGAUUUUGUUCUCCUUUCAGCUUCUGUUUAUUGCAUAUAAUUCAGACUAAGGUGAUAUUGUCUAUAUUAUGUUAAAUCUGUGUUAGUUCUGCAUAUGCUGUUUUAUAUUUUUGGUUGUGGUAUAGUGCCUGAAUGGAGAAAGAAGCCAUGAUUAAUGCUGUAGUGAAAUUGGAAUCAAUCACUUUUUGAAAUUGAUUCCCAAAACUCAUCUUUUUGUGACCCGGAUUUGUCAAUAUUUUACUCCUUAAUUCUUACUAGUGGUUUUGUGUGUCAUUGUUUCGUGAAUACAGAUAAUCCUUCAUCCAUAAUUUUUUAUUCUUUGUCCCUUAUAUGUAGAUUCAACUUAUAUGUAGAUACUAUGAUUUAGGAAUGUAACCAAAACUAAGAAUGAAACUAUUAUAAACAAGAGGUAGUAUUAUUCCGCCAAAUUCUUUCUCUUUUAGCUUAUACUAUUGUUGAUACAUGAAAACAGGUCACGGAACAUUUUGCAUCAGAGAAUAUUGUGUAUUUAGAGUUGAGAAGUACUCCUAUGGUGAUUAAACUUACGCUGACAAAACUGACCAUGAAAAAUUGAGUAAACUUACUCUGACAAAACUGACCAUGAAAAAUUGAUUAAACUCUACUCUCUAGCUUGUGAAUCUGAGUAUUCUUUUGUAUCCUCAUAGCUUACUUUAACUGGCACCAGCUAACUCAUAACUAACUUACAACUAACUACAACCAAUAAGUAACUAUGA